Molecule: messenger RNA, 569 nt
Organism: Vicia villosa (hairy vetch)
Lineage: Eukaryota; Viridiplantae; Streptophyta; Magnoliopsida; Fabales; Fabaceae
Product: non-specific lipid-transfer protein 1-like
Exons: 2
Coding region: 25-396 (123 amino acids)
Biological process (GO): lipid transport
Cellular component (GO): membrane
Molecular function (GO): lipid binding
Source: RefSeq, a predicted model, not a curated record
UCACUUCUACACUCACUCAUACAUAUGGCUAGCUCAAUACUUAUCAAAAUUAUUUGCUUGGCUAUAAUAUGUUUGGUUUUGGAUAUUCCCUUAGCCAAUGCUGGCCAAACAUGUGGUCAAAUAAAAGUCUCCUUAAUACCAUGCCUUGGGUACCUUAAGCACCCAGGACCAACCAUCCCUGUAGUAUGUUGCAAUGGUGUUAGGACUGUUAAUGACCAAGCCAAAACUCUUCCUGAACGUAAAGAUGCUUGUGAGUGCAUCAAAUCAACUUUAAUCAGCAUACCCGUACUCGAUCCUAAUGCUGUCCAGGGUCUUCCUGAUAAGUGUGGUGUCAAAUUACCUUUUCCAAUUGGUGUCAACAUGGAUUGUAGCAAGUUAGGGGGCGGGGCACACUAAGCUUUUUGGAGCUGCACUUGAUUAAUAAGUAAUAAACUUGGUUUGAUAAUAACCAAGAUAGAAUAAAGAGGAUGGUUUAAUUUCUCCAAUUGUAACUCAAAUCCCAUUAGGGGUCAUUGUAUUAUGAGUUUAAGUUAUAAUUGAAAUAAAAUCUUUGGGGUUUCGUCGCAAAA